UUCCCGCCAUAAAUGAAAAAUAUUGACUUUGUGCGGACUGAUUGGCAGCUAUGCGGGUUUGUUUACAGUGUAGGGAUCGCUGGGAAAACAUCAGGCCAGAAUCACGCCAACCAAAACGGAAAGAUUUCAGGAACGACCUACCCCUGGGUCAGGAGCAACGAGUGUCCGAGCAGGCACACCCACUGAGCCAUACUAAUCCCCCUGCCAUCCCUCCACCAACCCCCACCAACAUGGACCAACUACGCUCCAUCGGGACCCAUCUUCGCUCAUCCAUCCUCCGCUACGGGGUACCAGUUUAUGACGCUAAGGGUGAGGAUAUCGAGCUGUGUACAUCGGUUGCCAGCGAAACGACUCUCGGUAGCCUACAGCCUAAUGGACACAUCUCUCUGGCUGAAACUAAGACUGAGGGCGUACCUCUUGACCCCGAUGACCCCGCACACAGAGGCACCAGUUCGGUAUGGCAGGCGGGCUGGAAUGUAGGCAACUGCAUGCAGGGUAUAGGUAUGCUGAGCUUACCCUAUAUGGUGAAAGAGGGCGGGCUUGCUGCACUUAUAACGAUGGCUGUGGUGCUCAUCAUUGGAAACUACACAAGCAAGAUUUUAGUGUACAGUCUCUACGAGGAUCAAAUAACCGUUCAUUCAAAAGGCAAACCAGAAAAGGUACGUGUGCGAAAGACGUAUGCAGACGUAGCGGAUGCCUGCUACAAAUAUGGCGGCACAACCCUGAAUAUUAUGCAAAUUAUUGACGUCAUAGCCGUGGCGGCGCUCUACUUGGAAUUAGCAGGUUCUCUCCUAGUGGACACUUUUUACAUGGCUGGACUCUCGAAGCUCUCCUGGACCAUUAUAUGUGGGAUGUUCUUACUGCCGACCAUUUUCUUCCGGCAUCUGACUAAGAUUUCCUGGUUGAGCUGCGUUGCUGUGGUGUCACUUAUCAUAAUGUUCUUCAGUGUGGUGUGGUACAGUCUAGGCAAGAGUAUAUCCUGGGACAUAACAAGUGUUCCUGCCUUCAAUCUUCAAAGGUAUUCAGUGAGUGCGUCUAUUAUACUCUUCAACUUCGGGACCCAGUUCAUCAUGCCUGGUGUUGAAGACAGCAUGAGCGACCGAUCCAAGUUUAAUGUGAUGGUCAACUUUACUUACGUCAUAACGGGCGUUUUAAACAUCGCGUACGCCCUCUUUGCUUACCUAUCCUUUGGUUUAGAUACCAAGGAGUUUAUCACGUACAACAUGCCACUCGGGCCGCUUCAGGGCGCCGUGAGCAUGUUGUUUGUCAUCAAAUCCCUCCUGUCCUACCCCUUGAUGUUAUUCCUGGUCGUGAACUCCGUAGACUCCAUGAAGCUGUCCUUCUUACCGCCAUGCAGUGGGCCGACCCCAGACCGCAUGCCGCCCGCCUGGGCAAUGAUCUUUCGAGCGCUGCUCGUUCUAUUCACCCUCCUUCUUGCCGUAGUGAUACCGCACUUCACUCUACUCAUGGGUGUGACUGGCAGUCUAACGAGUCCGUGGCUAGACUUUAUAUUCCCAUGUAUCUUUUACUUGAAAUUGAAACGGAAUUCGUUGGCAUGCUGGGAGGUGUGUUUAAACUGGUUCAUAAUAGGUGUAGGUUUUGUUGGUGGGAUUGUGGGAUUGAUAUAUUCAUCAAUAGCAUUGAUCAAUGCUUAUUCUGAAGACUUCAGCUAAGCACAGUAGGCCUAUGUAUAUACAAGAUACAACUCGUCGGGACAUGUGGCAAUGUUUAUUAACUUGUUUCAUUUCGUCAUCCUAAGCUUCAACACUUAAUUUGAGUCUGUAUAUAAUUUUCGGUUCACCCAUGGACAGGUAGUUGCAAUCUUACAGGUUUCUGUCGAUAGAGGGAAGCAACACAUUUAAAUACAACUCAAUGUCUACAGUUUUGCUGUCAGGUUUUCAUUCUCAAAUGGAACGCCCAGUUUCAGUUUACAAGCAUACAGACAAUUUCCCCUUGAUACUUACCACAGAAAUAUACUUCUAAUUCUUUUUUAACCAAAAAGGAGACACACUAUAUUUGAUUUCCACCUUAUUUGGUUAAAUUUAUUCAGGUGGGAGAAAAACAACAUAUCCCAUCGUAUACAAGGUUCGUUCAAUCACAAAAACAAAUGUAAUUACAACCCUUUCCACGAAAUAUGCUAAUUACAUUCACGCAUGCGCACAGACACUAUUGGUGGGCAAACACCAUAAUCUUAGAGUCGUUUUCCCCUUCUUGUAGUCUUUUAAGGUAAGGCUUAUACUAUGAGGUUGGUGGCAGAUGACUUAUCAGCCAGCUAAGGAGAAACCCGGCAAGACAAAUUAGAAACUCAAAUGAUAAAGUGCCAACCAGUGUAUGCAAGACAUGCCUUCGGUUGUGUGAUGCACUAGGCAGACGACAAGACAUGCCUUCGGUUGUGUGAUGCACUAGGCAGACGACAAGACAUGCCUUCGGUUGUGUGAUGCACUAGGCAGACGACAAGACAUGCCUUCGGUUGUGUGAUGCACUAGGCAGACGACAAGACAUGCCUUCGGUUGUGUGAUGCACUAGGCAGACGCUCAAACGUGUAUACAAGACAUGCCUUCGGUUGUGUGAUGCACUAGGCAGACGCUCAAACGCGUAAACAAGACAUGCCUUCGGUUGUGUGAUGCACUAGGCAGACGCUCAAACGUGUGUACAAGACAUGCCUUCGGUUGUGUGAUGCACUAGGCAGACGCUCAAACGCGUAUACAAGACAUGCCUUCGGUUGUGUGAUGCACUAUAGGCAGACGCUCAAACGCGUAUACAAGACAUGCCUUCGGUUGUGUGAUGCACUAGGCAGACGCUCAAACGCGUAUACAAGACAUGCCUUUGGUUGUGUGAUGCACUAGGCAGACGCUCAAACGCGUAUACAAGACAUGGCUUCGGUUGUGUGAUGCACUAGGCAGACGACAAGACACGCCUUCGGUUGUGUGAUGCACUAGGCAGACGCUCAAACGCGUAGAAAAAGGGCCAUGUUCCCUACUAUUUAGCUCACCAGUGGUGUGAACCAUGCGCAUGCGCGGUUCGCAAACAUAAGCUGGGGUUUUUUUAACGCGAGGUGGCAACAGACAUUACAUAUAGUUCUUGUACAAUGUUAAGUAAUUUUCUGGCCCUUUGCAGACUUCCCAAGGACCGUGGAUAACCUACCUGCUAAUCUGCUGCCAUGAUUCCCCAAAAGUCUCUCAUCCACAAGUUUAUAUAAUGUCACGUGUUUAAAAAUUGGCUUUCCCAAUUGGUGUGACGUCACUACGUAGUGCACCAACAGCGUUCAAUGAUGUGACAUGCCGAUUGAAGGAUACGCCCACAAAUUGAUUUCUAUAUUGUAGUUCUAGUCAGCGAUGUUUUCACAGAGCCCAUGUCAACUAAUCGAGGUGUUAUUUUACUUGCCGUAUUAUGGGAGAAUCUGUUUAGUGUUUUUUUAAUUUCGUGUGUUCAACCUGUUUUUAGUCAAAUGAGGUUUAGGCCCUAUAUUGAAUGUGUUUAAUCCGUAUUUUAUAGCAAUGUAAUAGCUUUAUUAUAACUUAUAUUUAAAGUAUAGUUUAUUUCCUUAGAUAUAUCUUAUAUUUAAAUGAAAAUAUAAAGAGAUAGAGGCUUUUUAUGAUACGUAUGUGAUAUUAAAGAAGGUAAUUUUAACGCUGUAUACCACCAAAGCUCUAAAUAUUUCUUUAUUAUUGAAAUUACCCGUUAGUAACCAAUCACAUGCUCGCCAACAUUGUUAAAUGUGUCGUUGUUUCAGUAUGUCCGUCUGGAAGUAAUUAUAUGAAACAUAAUUUGUGUUUUGUUUCAAUUCGUUUUUAAAAUGCAGAUAGAGUGUCCACAUAUGGGAAACAUUCGGAAACUUCAAUUCUGGCAUUUAUGUUUGAGCGGAUCGAAUCCAACCUCGGUAGCAGGGGCAGCGCGCAGUGUAGAUAUCCAUCGUCCCUCAGAGAAAUGGCAUGGCGAGAUCGAUCACCCAUGGGAACGAGGCUGGGUCAAAUAUUGCAAUAAUUUGCAGCCAUUAUUGGUAAUUAAGCUGCCAUUGUGGCCGAUUGUGGCGUCCAAGGGAUGUCUCCUUCGUCUGGCAUCCCCAGUCAAAUUAAGUCUUUAUUGGAUGUCAAGAUUUUAAAGAGAGGUGUUCCCUGAAACUUAAAAUUAGAGUUCCAUGUCACAAUCCAUUGUAAAGCGUAACAACAAAAAAAGCAAAAAAACAAUUAAUGUAAUGUAGACCAAUUAAUAUAAUGUUGAAUGUAAACAA
This is a messenger RNA of Asterias rubens (European starfish), 4231 nucleotides long. Its product is annotated as vesicular inhibitory amino acid transporter-like. Gene Ontology annotation, cellular component: vacuolar membrane. Bases 51 to 1673 code for a protein of 540 amino acids. The record is from RefSeq and is a predicted model, not a curated record. Gene Ontology annotation, biological process: amino acid transmembrane transport. Gene Ontology annotation, molecular function: amino acid transmembrane transporter activity. The transcript has 4 exons. NCBI's taxonomy places the organism in Eukaryota, Metazoa, Echinodermata, Asteroidea, Forcipulatida, Asteriidae.